UCAAAGGGGUUAGAGACCUAGAACGACUAGGAACUACAAUUCCCAACAACGGGGCAAACAUACCGUGCAUGACGGGUAACAGCGGUAGCUUUAAAAAGCUGCGGGAAUCAGCUAGAGGGGAGAGCGAGAACAGGUGCAUACACGAGCCGUGGGACGGGAGAGUACCUAACCCAGACGAAAGUGGGCAGCGGCAUUGGGAGCGAAAUUGGGAAAUUAACCAGUGGUAACUCAGAGGAAUACAAUUGUAGCACUCGUUUCUAAAACGGUACAGCGUAGUGGGACAUUCCAUUGAAGCAACCUUGCGGACUACCAUUGUCACCAGUCGGAGACAACCAUUGUUUCUACAGCGGGACUGUGCACGGUGGUUUUACCUUGGAAACAACACGGCGGACUACAGGCUUCCCUGCAUCGGAGCAACGCAGAGAACACUGACCGCUGUAGACAGUGUUAUUACUUACCUUUACGAAAGGUUGGCCGGGUGUUGGGGCCGCACUAUACUGCAAACAGGCUUCCGGGGCCGUCGGGAUUACAAACCUGUGAGUAGGACGGGGACUACCACAACUCCACAGCGCCAUCUGGUGGAUGUCCGCGACAACCUGGAAAAGAGAAAGAAGCCACAAUACCAAGCCACCAACAAAGAAACUUGGAUACAGCAAGCCAUUUCUUACCUGAGGGUUUCGUUCCACAAAAAGUCCUGGACUGUGUUUAUUUGAGUUGUGUUAUUAUUUGUCUUGAUAAUUGGAACUUCUGUGUGUUCAUUUGUAGAAUAUAAGAGGAAAAGGAAAAUCAUUAAAACCGAAAUCUCCUUGGACCUGGGUCUCUGUCACGUUCUUCUGCACCAAAACAGGCACUACGUACACAUCUCAUACUUACGUGGACUUCACCAGUUCACAUUUGGUGUCAGAAGUGGGAUGUGUUAAGCCUGUAGUAUCCAUUACAGCACCCACCUGUCUGUUACCUGAUUGCAGAAAAUGGCUGAUUUAGAAGCCCUGGUCCGUGUGAUCAUGAAUGCCACGGCCGCACAACAGAACCUCGCAGCCAUCCAACAGGAAACCAACCGGUUGCAGAACGAGCAGAUACAGGUAGCAAAGAAGGAAAGGGUAGCCAUUUUCCAACGGAUGGAAGAACUGGUGAGCAUUCCGGCUCCCUCGGCGGCCACCGCUUCUAUACGGUCAACGCACGUAUUGAAUAAAAUGACCAACGGCGAUGACAUUGAAGCAUAUCUCCUGGCCUUCGAAAGGACGGCAAUUAGAGAAGGCUGGCCACGGGUGCAGUGGGCCGGUAUAUUAUCAACCUUUUUAAUUGGAGAUGCCCAGAAAGCAUACUUUGAUUUGGCCACCGAGAAGGCCAACAAUUACGAUGUACUCAAGGCUGAAAUCCUGGCCCGGGCCAGGAUUACUACUGCUCUCCGAGCACAAAAGUACCACAGCUGGAGUUACAGCGGGUCCUUACCUCCCAGGUCCCAGCUGUUCGAUUUGGUCCAUCUGGCCAAUAGAUGGUUAAAACCCGAAGUGAACAACAGUCACACGGUCGUGGAAUGGUUGGUAAUGGAUCGUUAUCUCAGAGCACUACCCCCAACGAUGAGGAAAUGGGUUGGCCAGGGGAACCCUAGCACAUUGGACGACUUCAUUGCCUUAGUAGAGCGCCAACUAGCGGCUGAAGAGCUAGUGCACCCUGGGGCUUCGGGUCAUAAAGUGACGACCGGACCAGACAGUUGGAGACCACGUGUCCUAGACCCGAGGAGUAAGCCGCAGUCCACAGGAAAUGAAGAGCGAGUACCUGUGGUGAAGGGACAGGGGGUCAACAGCAGCCGGGAGGGGAUCGAUUAUUCUUUUCACCGCUGUUAUAAGUGUAAUCAAGUGGGUCAUAUAGCCAGGUUUUGCACACAAGGCGAGCCUAUGCAGUGUAAUAUGGAGGAUUAUUUGUGUGGUAGUAUAAUGGUUCCAGGGAAAAUAGAAAGAGGGGCGCCCUACCUCGCCCCAGUAGAAGUAAAUGGACGUGAGGUCAUGGCUUUCAUUGAUACAGGCAGUGCAAUUACCUUGGUAGUGUCCAAUUUGGUACCUACUUUCCGAUUGAAUUAUGAUCUCAGUACUAAACCUUACCCCACUGCUCUGGUUGAUAUAACUUAUCAAGACCACGUGUGUAGCAUGAGAGUGGGCGUGGUCAAAAGUUUGCCGUACUCAGUAAUCCUGGGCAGAGAUUAUCCCAGGUUUAAAACCCUGGUGGACAUUAACGGGAAAUUGAGUCCUCCCGAGUUAAACACUGAGGUGGGCAAUACCACCCCUGAGAGUCUAUUAACCUUAUUUCCCUUUACCGACAGCAGCCUGUUUGAAGGAACGAGACCCAGUAAGAUUUAUAAGUCGCGACGACAAAGACGGCUAGAAAAGGGGUAUGGGCCGCAAGGUGCACCAGUCCUAGUGGGGGAACAAAGGAGAGAAACAGGCACCCAGUGUACCGUCAGUGAUAUUAUGGAUACCACGGAGGAGGAAAUAAUGGAUAUAGGGGAGAGGGAUGAAACAGAAAACUGGUAUGAACCUUUUCAACCCUCAGCCCAGAAUUUCGGAAGGGAACAAGCCCAAGACAGUACCUUAGUAAAUAUCCGGGACAGGGUUAUAUCGGUGAAUGGGGUGCCAGUAGAGGGUGCUGUUGUGAAUCCUAGGGAACACUUCAUUAUUAAGAAUGAUUUACUGUAUCGCAUUACUAUGGUUAAUGGCUCACAGGUGGAGCAGCUCUUGGUGCCCCAAGCAUAUCGUCUGACAGUCUUAAGGUUAGCCCACAAUCAUUUGUUUGGAGCACACUUAGGUAGUGAGAAAACGUUACAAAGGAUUUGCCAACGGUUUUAUUGGGUCGGUAUUAACAAGAUGGUGGAAAACUUUUGUAAAUCCUGCCCUAAGAGUUAGAAAGCCAGUCCCAA
Acipenser ruthenus (sterlet) is the source of this 2914-nucleotide messenger RNA. RefSeq lists its product as uncharacterized. The transcript has 2 exons. The record is from RefSeq and is a predicted model, not a curated record. The coding region runs from base 972 to 2900 and encodes 642 amino acids. NCBI's taxonomy places the organism in Eukaryota, Metazoa, Chordata, Actinopteri, Acipenseriformes, Acipenseridae. Gene Ontology annotation, molecular function: nucleic acid binding; zinc ion binding.